AUGGUGACCAAAGAAAUGGUUUCAUCACUUAAUAUCAUCGAGGUAGCACGAGUCACCCCUUCGAACUCUGACUCGUCCGAGUCCCUCACUCUCCCACUCACCUUCUUCGACCUUCAAUGGUACAAACUCCACACGGUUAAACGAGUCAUCUUCUACAGACUCACCCACGCAACUCGCCCUUUCUUCGACUCAGUCAUCGUCCCCAAGCUCAAAACCUCUCUCUCCUCAUCCCUCUCUCACUAUCUCCCACUGGCUGGCAAACUCGUUUGGGAACAAGUUGACCCCAAACCAAACAUAGUCUACUCGCCAAAUGACGCCGUUUCAUUCACCGUCGCCGAGUCAAACGCUGAUCUCUCUCGUCUAUCCGGCAACACACCGUUCUUCUCCACAGAGCUAUACCCGUUAGUCCCCGAGUUACGUGUCUCCGAAGACUCAGCCUCCGCCGUGUCGUUCCAAGUCACGUUAUUUCCAAACCAAGGGUUUUGCAUUGGCUUAAACGCACACCAUGCCGUUUUGGAUGGAAAAACGACAACCACGUUUCUCAAAUCAUGGGCUCACACAUGUAAAGAAGAACACACUUCCCUACCACUGGAUCUAACCCCAGUUUACGAUCGUACGGUCAUAAAAAGUCCAACGGAUUUGGAUAGAGAGGUCUUAAACGUUUGGCACUCGUUAGGCAAAAAAUUCUCCGGCGGGAAAGAACCAGAAAAUCCCAAAAGUUUAAAGCUUUUGCCGUCGCCGGAGAUCGAUCCUGACGUCGUUCGAUACACUUUCAGUCUCACUCGAGAAGAUAUCCAGAACCUUAGAGAACGGCUCAAGAGAGAAUCCUCUGUUUCCUCGUCAUCCAAGCAGCUUCGCUUAUCGACGUUUGUGAUUGUUUUCUCCUACGCUUGGACGGCUUUAAUCAAAGCCAGAGGCGGUGAUCUGGAUAGACCAGUCGGGUACGGAUUUGCGGUGGAUUGUCGAAGCCUCAUGGAUCCACCGGUUCCGUCGACUUAUUUUGGCAAUUGCAUUUCCGCUUGUUUUAAAAUACCCACAAAGGCAGAGACGUUUGUGAGGGAACAAGGGUUUUUGGCUGCUGCGAGAUUGGUUAGUGACUCGGUCGAGGCAUUGGACGAGAGUGUAGCAUGGAAGAUCCCAGAGCUUUUGGAAGCAUUUGCGACUAUUCCACCAGGCGCACAACUUCUCUCCGUUUCGGGUUCGACCCGGUUUGGAGUAUACCGGUUGGAUUUCGGGUGGGGCAGACCGGAGAAAGUGGUGGUUGUGUCAAUUGAUCAAAGCGACUCGAUUUCCCUGGCCGAGAACAGAGAUGGAAAUGGAGGUGUGGAGGUUGGCUUCUCCCUCAAGAAACAUGAAAUGGAUGCUCUCAUUGAUUUGCUUCAUAACGGCCUAAAUGUUUAAAUCACUUUUCUUUCUUCACAAGCAAAAAAAAAAAGUAAUAUAAGAAAACUAUAUCGAUCUUAUGUGUGGAUAAUGGCUAUAAGUAUGAAUAAGGGGAAAUUGUAACUUUCAAGUUAUUGAAGAAGAAGAUGAUAAAAUGAGGUUUCAGUCCCCAAAACUUCAACCGUAGCAAACUCAGACGGGAGUCGCAACACA
Messenger RNA from Capsella rubella, 1596 nucleotides. RefSeq names its product phenolic glucoside malonyltransferase 1. Lineage: Eukaryota; Viridiplantae; Streptophyta; Magnoliopsida; Brassicales; Brassicaceae. Bases 1 to 1401 code for a protein of 466 amino acids. The transcript has a single exon. The record is from RefSeq and is a predicted model, not a curated record.